AUGCACUAUUACAAGUGUCUCUUGACAUGGAUAACCAUCCACUUGGUGGUACCUUUUGAUAUCAACUUUGGCUCUUGCACGCAAUAUCCAGCACAUCAAGACAAUCAAGCCAACGUAGGUCAAGCUAUUGCUAUUGAUCCAAACGGAUAUAUUGCCUACUGUCCAUGUAUGGGUCGCUGGGGUAAUCAAGCUGAUCAGUUUCUAGGCUCUCUCUCAUUUUCUCGUGGAUUGAAUAGAACAUUAAUUUUACCCCCAUGGGUUGAAUACCCUGAAUGGAGCCCUGGAACAUCUGUUCAAAUUCCUUUCGAUAAAUAUAUUCGAGUACAGCCUCUAAGCCAAUACCAUCGUGUUAUCACCAUGGAAACAUUCAUGAGUAAUCUUGCUGCCACUGUUUGGCCACCCAACAAACGGAUCGGAUUUUGCUUUUACUACAGAGAGAAUAAGCAGUGUGCAAUGAAGGAGGGCAAUCCAUUUGGUCCAUUUUGGAAUCAUUUUGAAAUUCAAUUCAAAUCGUACGUAGAGUAUGGAAAUAGGAUUGGUGGUGGCAACGCUUAUUAUUCAUUUAAUGAGCACGUUCGUUCAGCUUGGAAUCAAAAUUUUCCAGCAGAAAAGUACCCAGUGAUGGCUUUCUCUGGCCCACCAGGCGAUUUUCCGGUUAAAGCACACGACCGGCUAUUGCACAAGUAUGUUAAAUGGUCUAAAUUUAUAUCCGGAAAAGUAAAGACUUUCAUAAAGGAUUCCUUAGAUAAGCAGCGAUUUGUUGCUAUUCAUUUAAGAAUGGGUUCAGAUUGGAAAUCGGCCUGCCAACAUUUAAAAGAUCACGAGGCUAAAAAUUAUAUGGAAUCGCCACAGUGUUAUGGAGAUAAUAACGUCAAGCCAAUACCGUAUAAAGUAUGUUAUCCGUCUGAAAAUGACAUUUUCAGACAGACUAAACGGAUUGCCCGAAAGUAUAACGUUACCAAUGUUUUUAUUGCAACGGACGAAAGUAGCGUACGAGAUAGAUUAGAGCAGAAAUUUAAAAAGGAGCAGAUUAGAAUUGUAAGCCUGAAUCCCCCCGAGCCUCAUGUUGAGCUGGCAAUUAUUGGCAGAGCUGAACAUGCCAUUGUAAAUUGCAUUUCAUCGUUUUCCGGGUUUGCGAAAAGGGAAAGGGACGCAAAAAAUAAACCAACGACUUUCUGGUCAAUUAAAUAA
Molecule: messenger RNA, 1191 nt
Organism: Trichoplax adhaerens
Lineage: Eukaryota; Metazoa; Placozoa; Uniplacotomia; Trichoplacea; Trichoplacidae
Exons: 7
Coding region: 1-1191 (396 amino acids)
Biological process (GO): protein O-linked glycosylation via fucose; Notch signaling pathway
Molecular function (GO): peptide-O-fucosyltransferase activity
Source: RefSeq, a predicted model, not a curated record